Messenger RNA from Striga asiatica, 342 nucleotides. NCBI's taxonomy places the organism in Eukaryota, Viridiplantae, Streptophyta, Magnoliopsida, Lamiales, Orobanchaceae. The record is from the annotation of a GenBank genome assembly.
AUGGCCGCGACGGUGUACACCUACGCCCUCAACUUCGUCGUUAGCUCCGACGCAGCGGCGAGCACAUCAGCUAUGACGUUCGUCGCCGGCUCCGACACAGCAAAGUCCAAGCCGUCGGUGGUCAUCAGCACGUGGCUAAAUGUUGCACACGCGAGUAUCGGUGUCAGGGAUUGGGGCCUUAGCAUGGAUAAGAGUGAGCCACUGAGGUGUAAGGACAUGACCUCAUUGGUGGACCCCACGAGCUUCCCGGCUAUGAAGACAGCUGGCACCGGGCCUUUGCAGCCCAUUCUCGCGAGGGCCUUCUCGAUUUCUGUGCCGUCCAAUUCGUGGUCGAGUUCGUAA